Messenger RNA from Punctularia strigosozonata HHB-11173 SS5, 660 nucleotides. RefSeq lists its product as uncharacterized. Bases 1 to 660 code for a protein of 219 amino acids. The record is from RefSeq and is a predicted model, not a curated record. Lineage: Eukaryota; Fungi; Basidiomycota; Agaricomycetes; Corticiales; Punctulariaceae. The transcript is spliced from 5 exons.
AUGCAACAUCCUCGCGCAACCCCUCGAGCGGGUCCUGGCCGAAAUUCUGUGAUCACGCCAGACGAAGGACAAUCAGCGUCGGAUGCCGCGUCUAGCGUGACCAACGGGUCUUUCAAAGAGAGCGCCUCAAAUAAAAUCGUGUUUAAAAUCUGUGAUCCUGAUCCAUCGUAUGAGACCUAUGAGACCUUUCGGGCCGUGCUCUUUUACUUGUACACUGGAUUUAUUGCGUUCACAUCGCUCGGAUCUGCCCAUGCGGAGACUGGCGCAGGUUCCGAGGCGACGGUGGAUAUGGAUGAUGACAGAGUUGCCAUGUACUGGAAUUUUGCGGAAUACAAGAACGCCCUGCGAUACAGCAAAUUCUGUGGUGAUCCAAGGUCGAUUUACGAGCUUGCAGAUUUGUGGGAAAUCCCUGGUUUGAAAAGAGCCGCGGCUUCGCAUAUCGAGAGGAAUCUCACUCCCGCUAACAUCGUCACCGGACUAUUCUCUGAUUUCACGGGACGCCACCCGGAACUGCAAGGAUUUCAUAUCGAACGGGCCAUCGAGUACUGGGACGACAUCGCUACCACUCCGGCUAUGAAAGAGGUCCUUCAGUCUCCGAAUCCUCAAACAGUGGAGAUCAUGCUGCGGCUGUUUGCGGGUCUGCGGAAAGAGAAGAGGUGA